AAAAUGGCAAAUGGGACCACAGUGAAGGAAUUCGUACUGUUGGGUUUGACCAAUCACCAUAACCUUGAGAUCUUGAUUUUUCUCCUACUGUUCAGCACAUAUCUGUUGACCAUCAUGGGGAACUUUGUGAUUAUCGCAAUCACACUGGUGGACCAACAACUCUACACCCCAAUGUAUUUCUUCCUCCGGCAUGUUGCCUUCGUAGAGAUUGGCUACACUACCACCAUCAUUCCCAAAGCAUUGGUCAACAUAGCUACGGGUCACAAAAUUAUCUCUAGAUACGGUUGCUUCACACAGACCUAUCUGUACUUCAGCCUGGGAACUACAGAGUUCUUUCUGCUGGCAGUAAUGUCUGUUGACAGGUAUGUGGCCAUUUGUAACCCACUUCGCUAUUCCACUAUAAUGAAUGGUCAAAUUUGUCCUCUGCUAGUGCUUUCCUGUUGGGUUGCAGGAUUUUUUCUCAUUUUGGGACCGGCAGCUGCAUUAUUUCAGAUGUCAUUUUGUGGCUCAAAUAUAAUCAACCAUUUUUUCUGUGAUAAUGGACCUUUACUCAAGCUUGUUUGCGCAGACACAAGUCUACUGGAACUCAUGUCUUUCCUUUCUGCGAUAUUGUCUCUUAUCGGGACCUUGGCAGUAAAUCUUGUGUCCUAUGCCCAUAUUAUUUCUAACGUUAUGCGCAUCCCAUCAACUGGAGGGAGGCAGAAGGCCUUCUCCACUUGUACCUCACACCUCACUGUGGUCUCCAUCACGUACGGCAGUUGCAUUUUCUUGUAUGUAAAGCUGAAAGGCACCAACAGGUUAGACUUCAGCAAGUCAGUAGCUGUACUUAACACGGUUAUGGCUCCUCUUCUAAUCCCAUUCGUAUAUUGCCUGAGGAACAAACAGGUGAAGGAUGCCUUAAUGCGCGCAAUAACCGCUGCUAACACGUUCCAUCAUUUGAAAGAGGUCUUAUAG
Euleptes europaea (tarantolino) is the source of this 954-nucleotide messenger RNA. RefSeq names its product olfactory receptor 49-like. NCBI's taxonomy places the organism in Eukaryota, Metazoa, Chordata, Lepidosauria, Squamata, Sphaerodactylidae. The transcript has 2 exons. Gene Ontology annotation, biological process: G protein-coupled receptor signaling pathway. The record is from RefSeq and is a predicted model, not a curated record. Gene Ontology annotation, cellular component: membrane. Gene Ontology annotation, molecular function: olfactory receptor activity; G protein-coupled receptor activity. Bases 4 to 954 code for a protein of 316 amino acids.